AGUGUACACCAACCGUUAGGUUGCCGCGUGUUUUUGGAAAACUUGGAAUUACCAAAUUUUGCAAAUUCAGAACGAAAAUAAAUAUUUAAAAACUAAGUGAUUAUAAAUAAGACAAAAUGUACGCAGCAGUUAAACCGCUUUCCAAGUAUCUGCAGUUCAAGUCGGUGCACAUCUACGAUGCCAUUUUCACGCUUCACUCGAAAGUUACGGUGGCCUUGCUGUUGGCCUGCACUUUUUUGCUUUCCUCGAAACAAUAUUUCGGGGAUCCUAUACAGUGUUUAGGGAGCAAAGAUAUGGACUAUGUGCACUCCUUUUGCUGGAUUUAUGGGGCCUUUGUUCAUGUGAAUGCAAGUACGGCGCCUUUGAAGAACGGCGCAUCACAGUGCCAGCCAGAUGCCAAGGGAUCUACUUCCAUGGAUGAACGCCGCUAUAUCAUUUACUAUCAAUGGGUAGUUCUGGUUUUGCUACUAGAGUCUUUCGUAUUCUAUAUGCCAGCCUUUCUCUGGAAGAUUUGGGAGGGCGGUCGCCUGAAGCACCUGUGUGACGACUUCCACAAGAUAGCUGUUUGCAAGGACAAAAGCAGGACUCAUCUUCGCGUGUUGGUCAACUAUUUCUCCAGUGACUACAAGGAGACCCACUUUCGCUACUUUGCUAGCUACGUCUUCUGCGAGAUUCUAAAUUUGAGCAUUAGUAUUCUGAACUUCCUCCUCUUGGACCUGUUUUUUGGCGGCUUCUGGGCUCGCUAUCGGGAUGCUUUGGUAGCUCUUUUUGAAAAGGAUUUCUAUGAGUGGAACCGCAUCGCCAUGCAGGUAUUCCCAAAGUGCGCCAAGUGUGAAGUAAGCAGAGGCGGUCCUAGUGGUUCGCCCACCAUAAGCGACCACCUUUGUCUGCUGCCUCUAAAUGUAUUGAACGAGAAGAUCUUUGCCUUCCUCUGGGUGUGGUUUAUUUUGGUGGCUGUCCUCGUAUCCCUGAAGUUUGUGUACCGCCUUACCACUGUUUUUUACCCCGGAAUGCGAUUGCACCUGCUGCGGGCCAGAGCUCGUUUCAUGCCCAAGUCGGACUUGCAGUUGGCCCUGCGAAACUGCAGCUUUGGAGAUUGGUUCGUGCUAAUGCGCGUGGGCAACAACAUCAGCCCUGAGCUAUUCCGCAAGCUGCUAGAAGAACUGUACGAAGUAAAGUCGAUGGGCAAGAAAAAUCCGCCAGGAGCGGAUGAAAUCUAAAAGCUCAACUUUGACACUUGCCUUAAUCUGAACUUACUGAUGUAAGUUUUCUUUUUUCUUUUCUAAAUCAUAACUCUGGUAAAAGACUAGGAUGACACGACAAGUGUUACACAUUUUUUGAUUUUCAUUUUCAUAUUACUCCUAAUCGAUAUGUACAUAUUAUCGAACACAUUGUUAACUAAACGUGAAGCUAAGCGAAAUAUAGCAAUCUCAGUUGAUUACUACGUACUCAUGUAUAUAUCAUUUCUCAUAAACUCUAAUGGAAUUUUAUGUUUUGCGAAUAUAUAUAUUACUUUCAUGUUAUAACAUUAAAGAUUAACGGCUUAACAAUAA
Messenger RNA from Drosophila eugracilis, 1553 nucleotides. RefSeq names its product innexin inx4 (gene zpg). Gene Ontology annotation, molecular function: gap junction channel activity. Lineage: Eukaryota; Metazoa; Arthropoda; Insecta; Diptera; Drosophilidae. The transcript is spliced from 3 exons. The coding region runs from base 117 to 1220 and encodes 367 amino acids. Gene Ontology annotation, cellular component: gap junction; plasma membrane. The record is from RefSeq and is a predicted model, not a curated record. Gene Ontology annotation, biological process: phototransduction.